Molecule: messenger RNA, 498 nt
Organism: Penicillium cataractarum
Lineage: Eukaryota; Fungi; Ascomycota; Eurotiomycetes; Eurotiales; Aspergillaceae
Exons: 1
Coding region: 1-498 (165 amino acids)
Source: RefSeq, a predicted model, not a curated record
AUGGCGCCUACAAACACCUUCCAACCUAUUAUAACCACGGUGGACGACAUCAGAACUGCCAAGAAACGACGUGCCGUCUAUAUCCGUCCCUUCCUCCUCUUCUGGCUCAACUCCCUAUUCGCCGAAAUCAUUUUCCUCGCCGUCGGCGUCUUCGUCAUGACCGGCACCCGAGACCUCUUCUACAAAGUCAUGUGGACUCUUGUCUUCUGCCCGCUAGGCAUGGGUGGGGCAAUGGGCGGCUUAGUCAAUUGCUUCAUUGUCGACCAUUACUAUGGGAAAAAAGCAGCUCAUUUCACGGGUAUCCUGGCACUGCUAGUACUUAGCGCGUGUAAUUACCUUUGCUACAACCUGGAUAGGCAUUUUGGGUGGUUUGGGGCUACGGAGCAUCCCAUGUGGUUCCAUUGGCGGUACCCUAUGAUCUGGGCAGUUGGGUAUUGGAAUGGUUUGCUGCUAUUUACAGACAAGGGGCAGGAAAGACUUACUAAUCUGGGGCUAUGA